Messenger RNA from Aspergillus caelatus, 1671 nucleotides. RefSeq lists its product as uncharacterized. NCBI's taxonomy places the organism in Eukaryota, Fungi, Ascomycota, Eurotiomycetes, Eurotiales, Aspergillaceae. The transcript is spliced from 2 exons. Bases 1 to 1671 code for a protein of 556 amino acids. The record is from RefSeq and is a predicted model, not a curated record.
AUGUAUCCUAUCAUUCCAUAUAUCGCUCUUUUCUUCUUUGUCUUUCAGGUAUAUGGAUCCAAUUCAGCAGCAGACGGCUCCAACCCAGUUCCUAGGGCUAGUCCCGAUCUAGGUAGCAUAUUGGAAGAUAUUUUCGAUAGUCUCAUCCCAGAAGGUACAACAAAUAGCACAUCGGAAAAUGUUGGGAAUGUCAUCGAUGGCAUCAUAGGUUUAUUCUCACCAACUAUUGUCAAGGAUGUCGUUUCAUCAGUUACUCACAUGGCGGACCUUUUCGACAACCAAACAUCGGUGCAGACAAAAUCACUUAUUCAAAUAGGAACUGACGAACUCACGAAUGAGACAAUCAAUGAGGUGACCAGCUUAUUGGAUAAUGCAAACGUCCUUCUAACCGCGGACAACGUGGAAUCAAUCAACAACCUACUUGAGGAAGCAUCCCCUCUUCUUACAGAAAAUUUCCUCAAUGAGAUAAACAACCUCCUCAACAAUACCAGCACCCUCCUGACGUCUUCCUUUGUCAAUGAAACGAAAUCACUCAUCACCGAGGUCGAUCCGCUGCUGUCCGAUUUAUCCUCCAACUCUUCUGCUAUAUAUAUCCCUGAGUUACUCACCUCUGUCAACCAGUACAUCACACCGCAUGCCGCCGACCUUGGUAGCUUACUCACCAAUGUCAAUGACCUCCUUACCGCAGACUUGGCCAAAGAAAUCGCGAGUCUUGUACAAGAGGCUAACGGGUUCAUCUCAUCUCACGUCGAUGCCAUUCAGCCUCUCCUUAACACCGCCAUCGACCUACUUACCACCGACGUUGUCAACAAUAUUAGAUCAAUAGUAAACUCCACCGCGCCAGUCCUUACGACGGAGCUUGUUGACAAGCUUAAAACCACAUUAGACAGUGCUGGUGAUCUUCUUACAGCCGGUUUGACCAACGAAAUCAACAAUAUCCUUGACAACAUUACACCCUUCUUUACAGCAAGCACCGUUCAGAAGAUCAACGACCUUCUCAGCAAUGGCGACAAUCUCUUGACAGCUCAGAUGGUGAACAAUACGGAGGCACUCAUCUCCGCCGGUAGCCAAUUCCUCUCUGACCAGACGGUGCUUAACAAAGCCGAAGCAUUGAUUCCCAUCGCCCUCGAAUUCCUUAGUAACGAAACGAUUAACGAAAUCUCAGCAUUGAUCCAGAAUGGAGACGGUCUCCUGACCUCAGACUCGGCUAUACGAACAGGCGACUUGGUUGAUAAUAUCUCCAACUUCCUUACCCAACAGACCCUCGAUGAGGUUGAGAGUCUAUUGGACGUUGCACGGACUCUUCUCACAGCUGAGCUUUCCAAUAUAACAGGUACUUUGAUCGGCACGAUAGCGCCAGUAAUAACACCCGAAAUGCUUCAACAAGUAGCGACUCUCCUUAGCAAUGCAGGUCAACUCCUUACCACCGAUGGCACGGAUCCCAUACUGCAGUUGAUCCAUAGUGUCGCCCCAGUGAUUGACCCCACAGUCCUUGGGCAAGUUAAGAACCUUGCGGAACAUGGACACACUCUCCUAUACCCUAAUCGUACCCACACGAUGACAGUUUUAAUUGAUGGUGUUAGUGAGCUCUUCCCCAAAGUAAUCCAGUUGUUCGAUGACUUGAAGCCUUUGAAUUUGACGGGUAUAUUAUCAGAGCUGACUUCGGGUUGA